Messenger RNA from Pocillopora meandrina, 5071 nucleotides. Lineage: Eukaryota; Metazoa; Cnidaria; Anthozoa; Scleractinia; Pocilloporidae. The record is from the annotation of a GenBank genome assembly.
AUGGCAUCUGCUACUCCUUCACCUCUUGCCAGUUCUGUAGAGAAGACAAAUGGAUCCAAGCUCAGCCGACUUCUCAUCGAUGGUGGAACAACAGUUCUCAGGAGCAUUUUCAAUGGAUAUCAUCCCCCAGCAAGUCUUUCAGCCGCGUUGAAUGCAAACUAUUCAACUCUGAAUACUCUCUUAAAGAAACGAAUUUUACACAGAUCACAAUGGUAUCUAUUGUUUCCUCCAAGCGGUGCUCCUCCAGACUCCCAGACAUUUGAUAUCACUCUUUUAUUCCUUCUCUUAACCAACAUUUGUAGUCUCUCCCCACCCCAUUCAGGGUGGCACACCAAACCAAUUCCAAGUGACAACUCCCUUGAAGCAAAUCUUGCUCGCAUAAAGUUUUACCGCAAUGAAUUGUAUGGCCAUGUUACCACAACAGGUAUUGCUGAUCCAACUUUCUCAACUCUGUGGCAUGAGAUCAGUGUUGUCCUUGUUGCUCUUGGCUUGCGGCAGGCAGAAAUUGAUAGAUUGAAGGCUGAGCAUUGUGGAGAGCAAGAGUUCUUAGAUGCGUUGCUUGAGUGGGCUGAUUCUGAGGAAUAUAUAAAAUCACAGUUGAAGGACAUACGGGAUAUUGAGACCAAAGUGCUGCAAACUGUUGAUGAAGUACGGCAGAUUCAGUCAUUUGAUCACGAAACUAUUCGUGAAAGUAAAGCAAAGCUGGUAGAAGUUCAUCAGUUGCAGAAUAACUUGCAAGAAUCUGUCAGUAUUGUGCAACAGAAUCAACUUCAAGACAGUAAAGCCAUUCAAGAUACCAAGUUAACAGUUGAAAAAGUCUGCGAGAAGCUUCAAACUUUGGAGGAGGCAUCCCAGCACACCAUUCAAAAUUUGAAUGACGAGAAUGAGAUGGAUGACAUCAGGGAUGACAAAGUCCUUGCGAAACUAGCAAACGUGGACAAUUUAAAUGAAAUAAGACGCCAUGCAAGCAGAUAUGUUGAGGGAACUCGUUUACCGAUUCUUAAAGAAGUCGAGAGGUGGUUAGCCGACAAAAGUUCUCCAAAUAGAGUGAUUGUUAUUAGCGGGAAUGCUGGAAUGGGAAAGUCUGUAAUCUCAGCUGUCUUGUGCCAAAAGAUGUUAGAGGCUGGACGAUUGUCAGGGAGCCACUUCUGUCGGCAUAACAUGGCACGGCGAAGGAAUCCCAAAGUGAUGCUGCAGUCGUUAGCCUGUCAGCUUUCCGAAUCGCUGCCAGAGUACAGGAAGGCUCUCGUGAAGAAGUUGUUGAGAAAUGUGGGCGUUGAAAUUGGAGACAUGGAAGUGGAAGAACUGUUUGAAUUCUUGUUUAAAGAACCUCUUUCAGAUUUAAAAGAUCCAGACUCUAUCCAUCUCAUGGUUAUAGAUGGCUUAGACGAAAGUGAAUACCAGGGGCGUAAUGAGCUUUUAAAUGUGACUGCGGAUUACUUCAAGACGCUUCCGUGUUGGAUACGAUUUGUGGUAACAACGCGACCUGAAAUGAACAUCUUAGAGAAGAUUCAAGACUUAAAUCCCAUACAACUGAACCCAAACGAUCAAGAAAACUUGAUGGAUGUUAGGCUUUGCUUUCAAGAGCAACUGGAACAUGUUCUGCAAUCUGAUUGCCAGGAUACCAUCUUAGAGAAGCUUGUUGAAAAGUCAGAAGGAGUCAUGUUAUAUACCUAUUACCUGACAGAAUUCAUUAAGAAGAAUGCUGUGCGUAUGAGUGCUGCUGAAGUGAUCAACAGCGACUUGCCAUCAGGUAUUUCGUCCGUUUAUCAAGACUACUUCAAACGCCUGAAAAAUGAAAUGCAGAAAGAACUAGGUAUCACCGAAGAGCAAUUCUUCGAUUUUUUAAAUGCCAUGGUGGCAGCAAGAGAACCAUUACCUGUCGAGUUUGUCUACAAGUUGUUCCUUUCAAAAGAAUGGUCAUCGGCUGAUGAGCAAAAAGUACGAGACGCAGUUGAUUGUAUCUCGGCUCUUCUACCCAUUGAGGGCCAGUGCAUUAACUUCUUUCACAAGUCAGUCAAGGACUGGUUGGUUGAGGAGUCUACUUCGAGGCAAAAGAAGUUUAUUGUUAGCGGAAAAAAAUGUCAUCGCGUCAUUGCAAAGCUUUGCAGAGAUGAACUAGAUGAAUUGAAACUUAAAGGAAUCCAGAGUUCAACACUUAAACAGACAUCGAGGUAUGCCUUGCAGCAUGGUGUUCAGCAUAUACUUGAGGUAGAAGAGAAUGCUCGUCCGUGUAGCCUCGACGACAUUGUAAAGAAUUAUGUUUUGGACCUAGAAUUGGUCUAUGCAAAGCUAACUGUGAAGAGUACAGCAGCCACUGAAGAUGUUCUUUGCGUACAAGAGAAGGAAAAUACAAAUGGUCUGUCAAAGAAUUGCAGAGAAGCCCUUGAGACGUUAUUGUUGCUGUUGCGGACGCAUGUAAGUGCCCUUUCAAUACUUCCUCAUGCCAUCUUUCAAAUCUUAUUGAAUAAAGGAGGGCCUGAACUGUCUGCGAAGGCAUUAAGCUUGCUAAACACCAAGUAUACGGACUUACCAUAUAUGGAAUAUUUGCGAAAGAAGGAGGAAAGAACAGAUGUUCUACUGCGGUUUUUUGCUUCAGAUGCGGUGAUCUGCUUUGAUGUCUCACCAAAUCAGGACUACCUGGUAUGCGAGUGUUCGAAUGACACAAUUCAUCUGUGGUCGCUCCGUACUGGCCAGCUUAUGUGGACACGCUCUACGCUGGUAUCAAACAAUGUUUUUCAGGAGCACCUAGGGAACGCAUUGGAUUUCCUUUCCCCAUUUUGCCGGUCAGUAGUUUUCCAUCCAACCUUAGACCUGAUCUUACAAGGCACUCUGUGUCAGGGUUAUACCUUGGUCGGAGACGUGAAACCUCUUUUCCGUUCGAGCGAGUGCCGGUUCUUAGUUUGUUCAAUAUCUGGCGACAAAAGCACGAUGCUGACUGACUGUCUGGACGGGAAUUGCGUCAUCCAGUGGAGUCUAAAAGAUGGAAGUGAAAUUAGUCGUUUUACACACGAAUGCGAAAUUUUAUCUUUUGCUUGGUCUGCUUGUGGAAGACGGAUGGUGAUCAUCGAUUCUGACAAGUGCGUAUACCUCAUUGACAUGAAUGAUGGAUUUGAGACUCUAAUAUGUGCUUCAGUUUUGUUACGAUAUGUUAAGUUAACUCCUGACUGCCGGUUUUUUUUCUGUUUGGUUUCGGAUGACGAUGAACAUGUUUGGUGUCUGGGGCCCAAGCUUUUUUGUUUAGAUAUUGAAAGGAACAUUAAGUCAAUUUAUAGUUUGGAUCGCUUUUUUAGGACGGGGUCCUACCAGUACGCCUCGGAAUUUGAAUCUUGCAAUGAGAGUGGUUUCUUAUCAGGAGAUCCCUUUUGGUCUUCAUCUAUAAGAUCAUUCCUUUCUGUGGAUUUUGCACUUGUACUAAAAAAGCAGAUGUUACUAAGAGUUUCCCCUCUUAGUAACGUGAUUGAAAUGUGUCGCCUUAAUGACGUAAGGGAGUGCAGAGGUGAGAGUAACGAUGAAGCGGGACUAAGCAUAGAACCCGUUGACAUUACGACAGAGAGAGAGCCGAAAAUAACGAUCUAACGGAACAUAACCUACUAGAAAUCAACGAUAUGCUGGAACAGAAAGCUGAAAUCGAUGUUCUGUCAGGACAGAGAGCUGAAGUUGCUGAUCCAUCAGAACAGAGAGCUGAACUCGGUGGCCAAGUUGAACAGACAAUGGAACGUAACAACUCUACGGAAAAGAGAGAUAAACUUGAUGACUUUGUGGGAGAACGAACGGAAUUUAAUGACCCACCAGAAAAGAGGCUGAAACUCGAUGAACUGUCAGGACGAUUGGAAAUUGAUUCAUGCAGCUUAUCAGAGAAUGGAGCUGAUUCUUAUUCUAACGGGGGUAAGUUUCUAAAGAAACUGUGGUGCUGUGUCGGUGGGAGAGUAUAACAGGGUACUUAAGUAUUACCAAAUGAGUUGAUAACGUAAACUGGUCAUCGUUCCGAGCGUUAGCCCUCUGUCAAUCGCUCUGACGAAACGUCAGCUUUUAAACUCUUUACGGUGGCCAAUUUACGUUAUCAACGCAGUUGAUAAUACUUAAUUACCUAGAUCCUUAUUCUGUUCUCUCUUUCCUAGAUGAUCAGGAACAACAGGAACCCCUACUUGAGGACAUAGAGGGAAACGGUUUUGUUGAAGAUGAUUACUUUAAACCAUUAGUUGACGUUUAUUUCUCUGUUGAUGGUGACUAUCUUUAUACUGUGAAAGGUACAAGGAUCCAGCGAAUAAAUCCUGUGACUGGCGAUGUUUUAAGUGAAAGGAUUAGAAAAAAGGGAGUUACGAAUCUUGUGCCCGUCAAAAGAGGUGUCCUAUUUCAAAUAAACUUAGAAACGCUUGAGUUGUGGAACUCUGAGUUGUCUGUUUGCAUGCAUAGCUGGACUGGCUUUGUCGGGUUUGUUGAACCCUUAUCAGAGGAACGAGUCGCCUUGUGUACAUUUAUGGGUACCGGAGUCAUCAUUCUAGAUACAACAAGUGAAAAAAUUGUGUCAACGAUUGCAAAUCUUGAUGGUGUGUUUUUGGCAUGCAAUAAUAAAUAUGAAGUGCUAACCACCACUGAUGCAAAGUUUCUGCAGCUGCGGCGUGAAAACCAAGUGCUAUGGAAAAGUUAUAUUCAGGUAGAUCUACGCAGCUGUCCCAAAGGUGUUUUAUUUUCUCCUACUGGAGAAAACAUCGUCACUUGUGGUAGUACUGGCUCUUACGUCCUCGACGCAGUUUCGGGAAAAGUGAUUUGUCAAUUGGAGAACAUGGAUGUAGAUGAUAUUAAGUUUAUCAGUAACGAGGACUACAUUGUAAGCUUGAAUGAUCCAAGAGGUUUGUGUCUUCGAUUAUACAACGUUAUAUCAGGUGAUCUUCUUAGUGAAAUUGUGGAGGAACGUCGAAUUCGAAGUUAUGCAGCUUGUCCUUGUAACCGCUUUGUCGCAAUUGGCUUUGAAAACUCCAAGGACCAUUUUGAAAUCAUUCAAGUCAAGCUGCCAGGCGACAAAGAAAAGACGAAAAUCAAAAGGUCAGUUGAAACAAAGUUUAUUUGA